AAAAUUAAAAUUAUCUUAUACAAUAUUUUUGAACUACUUGAAUUUUUCAGCACGGAUGGGAAUAAUAUUUUUGUAUUUAUUUAUCUACCUUCUACUAACCUACCUUUCCCCUUUUUUGUUAUAAUAAAACUGGCGAUUUUUACAUUUCUGGAUUAAAAAUAAACCAGCGCAAAACAAAAGGUAAUAAAGACAGUACAAAAGACAGUAAUUUGACACAUUUUUUUAAAUUUCUAUGUUACAGUUUCUUGUAAACUUCCACUGAUUUUUAUAAUUUAACACAACAAUGUCCGUUUAAUUAUUUUACAAAUUGAUAAAACUUUUUAAGUUUGAGCUAUAAAAUUGAAAGGUGAAAUGGCAUUGGACAGGCAAAGAAUUUUAAAUGAACUUGGCAGUGUGAUGAAUCAAUUACAGAGUGCAGAUUGUGGUUGUAUGGGCAAAUUAUUUAGAGAUCCUGAACAAGAUUCGGCUCCUCGGCAAGUGGGAAGUCCUUUACCAACCUGUGGCGGAUGCAUACGGAACCGUUGCUGUGGCCAUGGACACAGAUGGAACCCCAAUGCAUCAUGUGGUGAACCGUAUCAAGGAAAUACGCCAAAUACAUAUACUCCAUGUAUGGCACGCUGUAAUCCACCAAAGCUUUAUGCUGACUCGUAUAAUUAUUUAACACAUAAUCUCAUGCAACCAACCGUUAGAGAAGUUUAUGAUGACUUAAAAAGCUUGACACCAGAAAACACUAUUGCAAACAAUCCAAUGGCAAAUCAAAUGGGCCUCUCAGCUAAUGGUUUAGUAGCUCAUAGUAAUGAAAUCAGUGAAAUGUCUAAAGUACAUAACAUGAAUGAUAGUAAUAUCGGCAACAUUAGUGCUGGAAAUCCUUAUAAUCAUUUGAUCGGUCAAACAGCUAAUGUUGCUUCAACACAUCAAACCAAUCCAAAUCAAAUAGGAGAACUAGGGGGAAUGGGACCUCAAAUUAUGAGCAUGGUUGGAGGCAACCCACAAAAUCAAAAAAGGUCUAAUAUUGGCCCAAAUGGUCAGCUGACGGAAUCGAUACUUAUUGACGCGCCACAAUCACCACAUGGACAAAUUGGUGUAAUGCCAGUAAGAACUAAUAAGGACCUUUAUAACACUAAUCUGCACGGUUAUUCUGGUGGUUAUAAUGCAAAUCAAACCAUGGUACAGCAAAAUAUGGAACAUAAUAUAGCAAAUAAUACAGGGAUCAGGGGCCCAGCUGCACAGCAAAUGGUGGAAGGCCAUCGUCACGGCCAUCACAGUCAAGGCGUUGCAAAAUUUAAUGAAAUUUUUCCAGGCGUUAUGAAAAACAUGGGCGGAGAUUUGGGCUUUGACCCCAUGGCAAUAGCUAUACAAAUGAAUCCAGCUAAUCAACAGCAAGCUGCUAUGAACACGAUGAAUAAAAUUAUGCAGAAAAAUGACCUUAAUAAAGUUUUCGACCAAUCUGCCAAUCCAGGUUUACUGGCACAAAAAGAACCACAGCAAAAUCAAAUCCUCAACAACAUUCCUUCAAAUCAAGUACAUCAAUCGUAUCCUCCGCAACAAAAUGGGAAUACUGUCCAGCAAAAUGCUAUGCCAACUAAUCAAAUGGCUUAUCAAAAUGCUGCUAACGUUUCUUAUCCUAAUGAGCAAUUAAAUACUACGCAGGUUUACGCUGUUAAGCCUGUGCCAAAUCAAAUUACAAGUUUGUCUGUUCAUCAACAACAUGAACAUCAAAACAUUAAUGAUCCAAAAACAGGUGCAGCUUAUGAAGAAACACCAGGUCCGCCAGCUUUAAUUCAGGAACCUCAUAAUGUGCCAAAAAUUAUACAAGAACCAAUAUUGCCCGCAGAUAAUUCUAGAUAUAUAGCCAAACAAACAAAGCAUUCUGAAUUUAACACUUUAGGUCAGCCAAUUGAAAAGUUUUCUGCGAAAAUGUAUCGGACACCAGAACCGAGUCUGCCACAAACUUUAUCACCACAAAACAUAUCUAAACAUGAAACUAAUAUUGCAAAGUAUUCUAAUGUGAAAUCUACAGUGAGUAAAACUUCAUUGAUGGGUGCUAAAGUUGGGAGAACGCCUAGUCAAUUGCAAACUAUUUAUAACCAAUAUAAAGGAUCUCAGUCCUUUACACAACAGAACAUAGGAGCAUCCGGAGUCAAUGGUGCCAGUCAUUCGGAAGGAAAACUAAAUGCUACUACUCUGUCAAGUAACCAACAGCGGCAAAUUCCGGUUGAAAAGAUUGGAGGAGAUACACUGGUAAAUAAUCGAGUAUCAGAUGAACGUGCUGUGAAAGUAGAACAGGUAAUUGGACAAAUUGGUGACGUACCAGCUGCAGUUAAAGCUACGGGCGAUGGCAAACAAGAUCAGAUUGCCCCAGUAUUUAAAAGGAACACCAGAAAUGGAUUGCAAGAUAUAGUUUACACCUCUUACCCACCAUCUGCUUGGACUUUCCACGGAGCCCGUCCGAGACCAAACAGCCCAGUAUCUCGUACAUAUGGUAGAUAGAAAAUAGGAAAAAUAUUACUUGUGAUUGUUUACUAAAUUAAAUUAUGACGUUGUUGUGUUGUAUAAAAUUGUAACGUGUUUUAGGUUUGAAAUAGAGGUUUAUAAAAGGAG
Messenger RNA from Bicyclus anynana (squinting bush brown), 2601 nucleotides. RefSeq lists its product as uncharacterized. Bases 352 to 2490 code for a protein of 712 amino acids. NCBI's taxonomy places the organism in Eukaryota, Metazoa, Arthropoda, Insecta, Lepidoptera, Nymphalidae. The record is from RefSeq and is a predicted model, not a curated record. The transcript has 3 exons.